AUGACGUCCCUCCGAAGUCUCGGUGCCAUCGUGAUCGCCGCGCUGGCCAUCCUCUCCGUACCAUCUCUAUCGCACUUUCUCACAGAUGUCUUUAAAUUUCUCUUUGCUCGCGACAGUCAUAUUUAUCAUGCGACUAAUUUCCCAGAGCCGUUUAUAACUAUUUCUUUCACAAUUUAUAAUGAAAUAAUAAUUACACGGAUAAAUUUUGAGUUGUAUUUUCGACAUUUAGUUAAUGGUCAAACCAAUAGAAAUCAAUCAGAUCAAAAGAAAGAAGAAGAAUUCAAAUGCCCCGAAGGUCAAGGAAACGGAAACUUCGCCGACCCGGCGACAUGCAGAAGAUUUUAUCAGUGUGUCGACGGCUAUCCAUACUUAAAUCGUUGCCCAUCCGGUCUGCACUUCGACGACAUUAGUAAAUUUUGCACAUUCAAAAAUGAAGCUCGAUGUGGUCCCAUUCCUACGACCCCGGCUCCAGUGACCGAAACACCCACCGACUUGGCGGAACGAUGCGACACGUCAAAAUGUUCGUUACCAUACUGCUUCUGCUCUCGGGACGGCACGUUAGUCCCCGGUGGCUUAAAACCUCAAGACACACCGCAAAUGAUUUUAUUGACAUUUGACGGGGCAGUUAAUCAUAACAAUUUUGAUCAUUAUCAAAAAAUAUUCAACUCGGAUAGAUUGAAUCCGAACGAGUGCCCGUUAAAAGGAACAUUUUUCAUUUCUCACGAAUACUGCAACUACAACAUGGUUCAAAGCCUUGCCCACGAUGGCCACGAAAUAGCUACCGAAACUAUCUCCCUUCAAAAAGGUUUGGAGGACAAGAGUUAUGAUGACUGGCUGAGCGAAAUGAUCGGCAUGCGAGAAAUCCUUAAGCACUUCAGCAACAUAUCGAGCAGCGAGGUAGUUGGUAUGCGUGCGCCAUAUUUAAAACCAGGUCGCAAUACCCAAUAUAAAGUUAUGGAAGACUUCGGCUACAUAUACGACAGCAGCAUCGGCGUUUCACCGAGCAAAACUCCCAUUUGGCCUUAUACGCUUGACUAUAAAAUACCGCACGAGUGUAAAGCCGGCACUUGCCCUACAAAAUCCUUCCCAGGUGUCUGGGAAAUUCCUCUCAAUGCUCACUACGUGGAGACGUACGAAGGUGGCCACUGUCCUUAUCUAGACCAAUGCGUCCUCCACAGCCAUGACGCCGAGGAAGUCUUCGAGUGGCUGCAGGAGGACUUCAGCAGAUAUUACGAUCAGAAUCGUGCACCUUACAUGAUGCCCUUCCACACGAAUUGGUUCCAAAUAAAGGAGCUCGAGCGUGGUCUGGCUAAAUUUUUGGAUUGGGCGACUACCCUUCCCGAUGUCUACUUUGUUACUGCAACGCAAGCCUUGACUUGGAUAACGGAUCCAACACCCAUUAAUGGAUUGCAUAAUUUUGAUGGUUGGUCAUGCAAGAAGAAGGAAAAUCUUCCCCAGCCACCGUGUAAUAAUGCAAAUAAAUGUGCUCUUGAGUUUAAACCUGCUGAUUUUAAUUUUUCAUCUACAAGGUAUAUGGAAACAUGCAGAGAAUGUCCAAACAAAUAUCCUUGGCUGGGCGAUGCCAAAGGUACCGGCUUCUUAAACGACAAUUACAGUGUUGAAAGAGAGUAAUCGUUCUAUCACAGAUUUUAAACAAAAUGAAUCUCUCGAUUCCAAGAAUCGAAUGGAAUAUCACUUUUUCCUAGUUAAGGGUCGCCGAAGGUCUUGAAAAUUGUGCAAGACAAAGAUGCAAGGACUCGUAAAUUUUAAUUACAUAUGUAUAUUAAAAUAG
This is a messenger RNA of Ceratosolen solmsi marchali, 1792 nucleotides long. RefSeq names its product chitin deacetylase Cda4 (gene Cda4). Lineage: Eukaryota; Metazoa; Arthropoda; Insecta; Hymenoptera; Agaonidae. The coding region runs from base 1 to 1632 and encodes 543 amino acids. Gene Ontology annotation, biological process: carbohydrate metabolic process. The record is from RefSeq and is a predicted model, not a curated record. Gene Ontology annotation, cellular component: extracellular region. The transcript has 9 exons. Gene Ontology annotation, molecular function: chitin binding.